UCAAACCACACUAAUUGAGCAAGUCCCACGAGAAGCUGCAGCAAGAGAGCAGCUAACCAUUGACAAGCAUUCCAUCCAGCCCAGCCAUCCCAAGGCUAUAAUUAACAUGGCAUCAGCCAUUGGCAAGCCUCUCCUCAGCGAUCUGGUGGCACAAUCCGGGCAAGUCCCCCCGAGCCACAUUCGGCCAGUGGGCGACCGCCCGGACCUCGAUAACGUCGACCAUGAGUCCGGCGCCGGCAUUCCGCUCAUCGACCUGAAACAGCUCGACGGCCCUGAUCGCCGCAGGGUUGUCGAGGCCAUCGGAUCGGCUUGCGAAACCGAUGGUUUUUUCAUGGUGAGGAAUCACGGCAUCCCGGAGGAGGUGGUGGAAGGGAUGCUGCGCGUGGCGAGGGAGUUCUUCCACAUGUCGGAGUCGGAGCGGCUCAAGUGCUACUCUGACGACCCCAAGAAGGCGAUCCGGUUGUCGACGAGCUUCAACGUUCGCACCGAGAAGGUGAGCAACUGGCGCGACUUCCUGCGCCUGCAUUGCUACCCCCUCGAGGACUUCAUCGACCAGUGGCCCUCCAAUCCGCACUCCUUCAGGCAGGUGGUCGGCACCUACUCGACGGAGGCGAGGGCGCUGGCGCUGAGGUUGCUCGAGGCGAUAUCCGAGAGCCUCGGGCUGGAAAGGGGCCACAUGGUGUCGGCCAUGGGGCGGCAAGCCCAGCACAUGGCGGUGAACUACUACCCGCCGUGCCCGCAGCCGGAGCUCACCUACGGCCUGCCGGGGCACAAGGACCCCAAUGCCAUCACGCUGCUGCUCCAGGACGGCGUCUCCGGCCUGCAGGUCCAGCGCAAUGGCCGCUGGGUGGCCGUCAACCCCGUGCCCGACGCGCUCGUCAUCAACAUCGGAGAUCAAGUCCAGGCGCUGAGCAACGAUCGGUACAAGAGCGUGCUCCACCGUGUGAUCGUGAACAGCGAGAGCGAGAGGAUCUCCGUGCCGACGUUCUACUGCCCGUCGCCGGACGCGGUGAUCGCGCCGGCGGACGGGCUGGUGGACGACGGCCACCCGCUGGCGUACCGGCCCUUCACAUACCAGGCCUACUACGAUGAGUUCUGGAAUAUGGGCCUCGAGUCGGCCAGCUGCUUAGACCGGUUCCGGCCCGAGAAGCGGCAGGACGACUGAUUCUGGGCCAUAAACAGACCGUGCAAAAAUCUCAUCCAUCAGCCUUUUGUUAUUCUUCGCUUGAUAUGGCGCUGGAAUCGUGAGCGCAGAACACCGUCCAUGAAUUUAAAAUUUGUUAUUCAUAAAUACGAUUGAUCUCUAGUUACUUUUAUCUACUACUAGUAUUUGUGUAAAUAGAAAUAUUCUCUCCGCUUUAUAAUAUAAGACUUUCUAACUUUAUUUAGAAUCAUAUGGAUA
Molecule: messenger RNA, 1402 nt
Organism: Oryza brachyantha (malo sina)
Lineage: Eukaryota; Viridiplantae; Streptophyta; Magnoliopsida; Poales; Poaceae
Product: protein DMR6-LIKE OXYGENASE 1-like
Exons: 4
Coding region: 107-1165 (352 amino acids)
Source: RefSeq, a predicted model, not a curated record